Mesorhabditis belari is the source of this 276-nucleotide messenger RNA. Lineage: Eukaryota; Metazoa; Nematoda; Chromadorea; Rhabditida; Rhabditidae. The record is from the annotation of a GenBank genome assembly.
AUGAUACAAUCUGUCGUGGCUAACAACUUGGCAACUCGUCUCAGGAAUCUUACGCAUUCUUUACUAAAAGCUCUUGCUUCACGAUGUUCUGCUCACUAUAUUGCUCAAAAGCUACUAGAUGUUCAAGACUUCGAAAAACGUCUUGAUGCGGCUACAUCUCGGCACUCUACCUCAAUCAUCACCUCAAUCGUCCCUCACCCCUUCAGCUCCCUCUUCCCUUCACUCCGUGCUGAAAUGGCCGUCGUGACGAAUUUCGAGUCUUUCCGGGGUCCCUUC